Perkinsus marinus ATCC 50983 is the source of this 444-nucleotide messenger RNA. RefSeq lists its product as hypothetical. The record is from RefSeq and is a predicted model, not a curated record. The transcript has a single exon. NCBI's taxonomy places the organism in Eukaryota, Perkinsozoa, Perkinsida, Perkinsidae. The coding region runs from base 1 to 444 and encodes 147 amino acids.
AUGGUGCGGUUCGCUUCCAUCCUCCUUGCAUCCUUCUGCGGAAGUUUCGUGGUCGCCAUCGAGACCCCUCCGUUGAAGGCUGUCCCUUUGCCUAAUGGGAUGUACACCAGCAGCGACCCAAUUGUAUCCGGAAACCUCAUCUUCAAUGCUCAGCAGCAGACCUUCGAUAUCAAGGCUACAGUCGUCGGUUGCCACCUUGAUGUCAAGGGAAUGACAUUCUCCAGACCUACUUCGACUGGGACUAAGUCCAAGUACUACAUUGCUAUCGGUUAUGACAAGACUGACCUCGAGCUCCAGGUCAAGGCAUGUGCGGAUACUCCGGUUACUAUUCAAGACUUCAAAGAACCUUUAUUGUAUGCCUAUGGUACGGGAGCGGAUAAGAGAAACACCAUAAGUCCGGAUUGGGGCAAGACCCCGAGUGUGUUCUACCACAAGGAUAGAUAA